Molecule: messenger RNA, 384 nt
Organism: Phytophthora infestans T30-4
Lineage: Eukaryota; Oomycota; Peronosporomycetes; Peronosporales; Peronosporaceae
Exons: 3
Coding region: 1-384 (127 amino acids)
Source: RefSeq, a predicted model, not a curated record
AUGCUCCAAAGAAUGAUAGAGUUGGAAGGAGCUCUAGUGAAGUUUUUCACGUACCUGAAAAAUCCUGAAGGUAUCCGAGAGUUCAAAGAUGUGGCAAGAAAAUUAUAUCGUCCAACUGCCGAGGAAUGGCUCACUAUAAAGUGCUUGCGAGCUCUGCUGGGGGCCGUUUUGCCCGUUGCCUCAGAAAACACUAGUCUUGCGGCAGAAGCCGGUGACGAAGCGUACGUGGCUCAAACGGUGUUAAUGAUGAGCGACUGCAGAAAGGGAAUGCUAACAAUGUACGUUAAAAGAUUCGAGGACUUGGAGAAAAGCGAGCUUAGGUGGGUUGCGUACUUGGAUCCGCGUGUAGGAAAGUGGAUCUGGCAAACGAAAGCUACCACCUGA